Messenger RNA from Rattus norvegicus (Norway rat), 4094 nucleotides. RefSeq names its product cadherin 5 (gene Cdh5). Gene Ontology annotation, molecular function: protein tyrosine kinase binding; signaling receptor binding; calcium ion binding. The record is from RefSeq and is a predicted model, not a curated record. Gene Ontology annotation, cellular component: bicellular tight junction; cell surface; membrane. Gene Ontology annotation, biological process: transforming growth factor beta receptor signaling pathway; negative regulation of inflammatory response; intracellular calcium ion homeostasis. Lineage: Eukaryota; Metazoa; Chordata; Mammalia; Rodentia; Muridae.
GAGGGGAAGUGGGCCAGAGCCAGUUGGAAAACCUGCCUCCCUCCCAGCCUGGGUGUGGCUCCCCUCUCCCCUCCUGAGGCAAUCAACAGAGCUCUACACAAAGCUCAGCCCUCGACAGACUGAAGAGGAGAGUCUUCAGCUCACGGACAAGAUCAGCUCCUCCAAGAAGGAUGCAGAGGCUCACAGAGCUGGCCACUGCUUUGGGCACCUUCUUGGGCCUGCUGGCAGUGGCAGCGAUGGCAGGCCCCAACAUGCUGCCUGUCCACCAGCGCCAAAAGAGAGACUGGAUUUGGAAUCAAAUGCACAUAGAUGAAGAGAAAAAUGAGUCGCUGCCCCACUAUGUGGGAAAGAUCAAGUCCAAUGUGAACCGUCAGAAUGCUAAGUAUGUGCUCCAAGGAGAACAAGCUGGCAAGAUCUUCAGGGUCGAUGCUGACACAGGGGAUGUGCUUGCCUAUGAGAGGUUAGACCGGGAAAAAGUCUCUGAGUACUUCCUUACUGCCCUCAUUGUGGACAAGAAGACCAACAAAAACCUGGAACAACCUUCCAGCUUCACUGUCAAGGUGCAUGAUGUAAAUGACAACUGGCCUGUGUUUACGCACCAGGUAUUCAACGCAUCUGUGCCCGAGAUGUCAGCUAUAGGGACCUCUGUCAUCCGUGUGACAGCAACGGAUGCAGAUGACCCUACGGUGGCUGGCCACGCCACUGUCUUGUACCAAAUGGUGAAAGGAAAUGAGUACUUCGCCAUCGACAAUUCUGGACUCAUUUUCACAAAGGACAAAAACUUGGACAGAGAGACACGGGCUGAAUACAAGAUCGUGGUGGAAGCACAAGAUGCCCAGGGUCUGCGGGGAGAGUCAGGCACAGCCACUGUGCUGAUCAGAUUGGAAGACAUCAAUGACAACUUCCCCAUCUUUACUCAGUCCACAUACACAUUUUCGGUGCCUGAAGAUAUCCGUGUGGGCAAGCCCUUGGGCUCUCUCUCUGUUGAGGACCCAGAUGAGCCUCAGAACCGGAUGACCAAAUAUAGCAUCAUGCAGGGCGAGUACAGGGACACCUUCACCAUUGAGACAGACCCCGACCGUAAUGAGGGUAUCAUCAAACCCACAAAGCCCCUGGACUAUGAACUCAUCCAGCAGUACACGUUCCACAUCGAGGCCACAGACCCCACUAUCAGACUCGGAUACCUGAGCAGCACUGCGGGCAAAAACAAAGCCAAGAUCAUCAUCAAUGUCCUAGAUGUGGAUGAGCCCCCUGUCUUCCAGCGACGCUUCUACCACUUCCACCUGCCCGAAAACAAGAAGAAACCACUGAUUGGCACUGUGGUGGCCAAAGACCCCGACAAGGCUCAACGCAGCAUAGGAUACUCCAUCCGCAAGACCAGUGACAGAGGCCAAUACUUCCGAAUAACCAAACAAGGGAACAUCUAUAAUGAGAAAGAACUGGACAGAGAAACCCACGCCUGGUAUAACCUGACUGUGGAGGCCAACGAAUUGGAUUCUAGGGGUAACCCUGUAGGUAAAGAAUCCAUUGUACAGAUUUACAUUGAAGUUUUGGAUGAGAAUGACAACGCCCCAGAAUUUGCCCAGCCCUACGAACCUAAAGUAUGUGAGAAUGCUGCCCAGGGCAAGCUGGUAGUACAGAUCUCUGCAACAGACAAGGACGUGGUGCCAGUAAACACAAAGUUCAAGUUUGCCCUGAAGAACGAGGACAGCAACUUCACCCUCAUCAACAACCACGACAAUACCGCCAACAUCACAGUCAAGUAUGGACAGUUUAAUCGGGAGCAUACCAAGUUCCACUACCUGCCUGUGCUCAUCUCCGACAAUGGGAUGCCCAGCCUGACUGGAACCGGCACGCUAACAGUGGCUGUGUGCAAAUGCAACGAACAGGGCGAGUUCACCUUCUGUGAGGAGAUGGCCGCACAGGCGGGUGUCAGCAUCCAGGCACUGGUAGCCAUCUUUCUGUGCAUCCUCACCAUCACAGCAGUGAUCACCUUGCUGAUCUUCCUGCGGAGGCGGCUCCGGAAGCAGGCGCAUGCUCAUAGCAAGAGUGCGCUUGAGAUUCAUGAGCAGUUGGUCACCUACGACGAGGAGGGCGGUGGCGAGAUGGACACCACAAGCUACGACGUGUCUGUGCUUAAUUCUGUGCGCACCGGCUCCAACAAGCCUCUGCGGUCCACGAUGGAUGCCCGGCCAGCAGUAUACACACAGGUGCAGAAGCCUCCACGACUGGCGCCUAGCCUGCACGGAGGGCCCAGAGAGAUGGCCACCAUGAUCGAGGUGAAGAAAGAAGAGGCAGACAAUGAUGGCGGUGGUCCCCCCUACGAUACACUGCACAUCUACGGCUACGAGGGCACAGAGUCCAUCGCAGAGUCCCUCAGCUCCCUGAGCACCAAUUCCUCCGACUCUGACAUCGACUAUGACUUCCUCAAUGACUGGGGACCCAGGUUCAAGAUGCUGGCAGAGCUGUAUGGCUCAGAUCCUCAGGAAGAGCUCAUCAUCUAGGGUUUGUGGUCUUUGGGCCUGGGGACCCAAUCUCAUUGCAACCUGGAUCAGACACCCGACAUUGCCUUCCCUGAUUUCCAAGGUGUGACACAGACUCUCCAACCCAGUGGCCCUUGCCUGUGGGUACCAAAGACACUUCCAUCCCCAAGGUAGCAAAUUUCAGGCCCCUUAAAUAUCCAGGAACAGAAACAUAUCUUAUUGAUGGCCACUCCAAAAAACUGGAAAAGCGAGACUAGUAUUCUCUCUGGGAUCCCAUCCUGCCCCCCCCCCACCACACACACACACACACACACACACACACACACACACACACACACACACACUCCCAAUCUAUUCCAGACCUCCUGUCCCUUCAAAACUGCCAAGCAAAACUGACUAUGCUAAACUUCUAGUCUUCCGCAAGGGUCUCCGAGCCCCUGGUAAGGCUAUCUGUCUGUCUGAUGGCAGAAGACUGGAUGGCAUGAGCUAUUGAACAGGACUUCAAGCCCAGUCCAGAGGGAGGCUGUAACUGAUCCAUUAUGCCUGCUCUCAGGAGGCCCAGCACUGCUGAGUCUCCCUCACAUCUACCCAAUGCCCAGCUACUCCCCAGCCCCUCCCCAGGCCUGUCCAGGGAGGAAGGAGACAGUCAGCUGCUCCUGACCUUGGGUCCUGAGAUGAUCCGGCAGGCCCAGCCCUAUUUACUGCUUUACUGAGCAAUGACCCAUUCUGUCCACUUCAGGGAAAUGGCUUGUCGAAUUUUGAAGCAACUGUGAAUUCACCCAGGAAGGACAGUGGAGACCAUAGGUGACAGGGUCAUAGAGCAAGGAUAGCCUCCAACCCACUCACCAGAAAGAUCCCAGAAGAGCUAAGACCUGCCCGGGUUACCUGUGGGAGGUACCUGCCUCGCCUGGUCACUCACCCUUCCUUUUCUUUUGCUGUUUGCUUAUCUCUUGGAGGCUCCCAAAAGGCAGCCUCCGAAAGCCUGGCCAAUGCCCCAAAGCAAAUGUAACUGCAUCCACAGAGCCACCACACCACUUGCCUUUUGCCUAGUUGCCACAUCUCAGGGAAUGAACCCCAAGCCCCGGGCAUGCCUUGCAGAAUACAAGGCCCCUGUCCUUUUUCAGGAGCAGUGGCGUCUCUGUAUCUCUCCCUUGGAGGGAGCUGAGUAACUUUCCACUGGGUCACAGCUGGAGGAAGGGACAUAUAGACAAAAAGAAGUCCAGGUGAGGCAGAAACAUGCUGUCAGCUCACCCUCCUUUGUGGACCCUUCCCCCAACAAGGCCUCUCUGCAGGGGACUAUAGAUAGCACUGACAUUUGUCUAAUCAAUAAUUAGUUUCUCUUAAUUUUUUUUUUACUAACAACACUUAUAAGUCUCUAGUUCUCACAAACAUAGAAUAAGGCUUGUUGCAUAAUAAGCAGUUUGCUAUUUAGGCUAACAAUUUUUUGAUUCAGGUUUCUUAGUUAGAUGAACAAUUCCCGAAAGUUUCGAUUUCCUUUUGUAGUAAUUGCUGUAAGGAUAAUGACUAUCUAUUAGUCACCCUGGUGCAUGAGAUGUACUGUACCUUUUUUUUAUAUCUAAAUAAAGACCUCUUGAAAUUCUUCCCUUUCUA